UUCCAAGUUCCACGUAAGUGACAGCACGCAUCAGAUAACACAUAACCUGUACCGUGUUCGCGACCGCCUUUAUUUUCCGGGUAGUCUUCUUCGCAUAAGUUUCGCUAUUAAAGUUUCGUUUGCUAUAAUUAACUUUCAAAAUGGUGUCCGUUUUAAAUACCGUCGAUACCGGCCACGAGGACAUGAUUCAUGAUGCAGAAAUGGAUUAUUAUGGUUUGAGGUUAGCUACUUGCUCGAGCGACAACACGGUAAAGAUAUUUGACUUGAAGAACGGCUCUCAGAGCCUGGUUGCCGUUCUCAAGGGACACAUCGGCCCUGUGUGGCAGGUCGCGUGGGCUCACCCGAAAUUUGGCAAUCUCUUGGCAUCUUGUAGCUAUGACAGAAAGGUAAUUAUUUGGAAAGAAUUGGGAGAAUGGACCAAGAUAUAUGAGCACAAUGGUCAUGAUUCCUCCGUCAACUCGGUUGCAUGGGCGCCGCAUGAGUUCGGUCUGAUCCUGGCCUGUGGAAGUUCAGAUGGGUCAGUUUCUAUUCUCGCGAACACCGGAGAUACAUGGCAGAUGCAGAAAAUAACGAACGCUCAUACGAUUGGUUGUAACGCAGUCUGUUGGAGUCCAGCAGUCGACUUAGGUACCGAUUCCAAUAUGACUCAACAGAAGAACGAUCCUGUUAAACGGUUAGCUACUGGUGGUUGUGACAACUUGGUGAAGAUAUGGAAGGAAGAUGGCGAUAGAUGGAUAGAAGAAAAUAAAUUGGAAGCACAUAGUGAUUGGGUUCGCGAUGUAGCCUGGGCACCAGCAGUCGGCCCAUCUCGCGCCACUUUGGCGUCUUGCUCGCAAGAUCGCCGCAUUGUCAUAUGGACUUCUAAUGAUUAUACUAGCUGGACACCGAAAGUUCUUAAUGUCUUCGAUGAUGUUAUCUGGAAUAUCGGCUGGUCGUUGACAGGAGGUAUCUUAGCAGUCUGUGGUGGAGAUAACAAAGUUUCCCUUUGGCGCGAAAAUUCGGAAGGACAGUGGGCAUGCAUCUCGGAGUUGAAUCAAGAUCAAGGAAAUCUUAAUAAUCCAGAUCAACGCGCGUAAUAUCGUUUCAACAUGUAAAAUAAUAUAUAAUAAGGGUGCAAAUAAGUAUUGUAAAAUAAUACAAUUUGUUUGAUA
Molecule: messenger RNA, 1151 nt
Organism: Mycetomoellerius zeteki
Lineage: Eukaryota; Metazoa; Arthropoda; Insecta; Hymenoptera; Formicidae
Gene: Sec13
Product: nuclear pore and COPII coat complex component secretory 13
Exons: 3
Coding region: 141-1076 (311 amino acids)
Biological process (GO): COPII-coated vesicle budding; protein import into nucleus; positive regulation of TOR signaling
Cellular component (GO): COPII vesicle coat; nuclear pore outer ring
Molecular function (GO): protein binding; structural molecule activity
Source: RefSeq, a predicted model, not a curated record